UAUUGCUUCGCGCACCCGCCGGAUACAAUACCAGAGACCGUGUUAUUUAAUGUGUCAUUAACAUGGGAAGAAAGGGUAGUGGCUGGCAUCAGGCGAAAGUUGGUUCUUACAAACGGUCAAUUCCCAGCGCCAACAUUACACCUCAAACAAGGUGAUCAUGUGAAAUUUCUAGUGAAUAACUUGCUGCCAUUUAACACAACAAUCCACUUUCAUGGAAUCGAACAACUGGGUACACCCUGGUCAGACGGCGUUCCUGGUAUCUCACAAAGAGUCAUUCGCCCUGGCGAUCAGUUUCUAUAUAAUUGGAAGGCCACCCAAUAUGGCAGCUACGCAUAUCACGCUCAUACUAGGGGCCAAGUUGAAGACGGUCUCUAUGGGGCGAUUUAUAUUGAGCCCGGGGAGUCUGUCCGCAAACCAUUUGAUAUGAUCACAAGAGAUCGUGUUGCCCUGCAGCGAAUUAUUGAGGCCGAAGAAGAAACCAAGCCACUCAUCCUCUCGGACUGGCGCCGUCUCAGCUCUGUAGAGAUAUGGGACACCGAAACAGCCUCUGGCAUAGAAGCUUUUUGCGCCAAUGCGCUUUUAGUCAAUGGCAAAGGAUCCGUGACGUGUCUUUCUGAAGCAACAAUACAUGAAAAUAUGACGCCUCAGCAGAAGGGUGCGGUACAGGGAAAAUAUAGGUUGACUGAUAUGGGCUGCAUGCCCCCAAUUGACAAUAUGGAGGGCGUGUACCCUUUCAACAAGACGGCCGUGCCGAGUGGUUUCAACAGCGGCUGCCUCCCUACCCAAGGACAAACCGAGAUCCUCAAAGUUGAGGGCAGUAGAUCCUAUGUCAGCUAUGAUCUCAUUAACAUGGCAAGCGUGACAACCGUCAUUUUCUCAGCGGACGAGCAUCCGCUGUGUGUAUAUGCAGUCGAUGGACGAUAUAUCGAACCGCAGAUCGUAGAUGCUAUAUCUAUCCCCAUAGGGUCUCGUUAUUCAGUCUUGAUCGCCCUGGAUAAACCAGCGGGGGAUUAUACCGUUCGGAUAGUGAAUAACGGUGUCAACCAGAUCAUCAACGGGACGGCUAUAUUGAGGUACAACAACUCAUCACCACCAGAUAUCACUUCAACCCAGUCAGAACCAUCAAUCGACCUAGCCGGCCAAAACACCUCUGUCACAACGAGAUACUUCAACGAGGACGUGGUAAUCCCAUACCCUGCGCAAAGGCCAUCUACACAAGUCGAUGAGACAUACCAUCUCAAGAUUGGCCAUUUUGACUCCGCAUACCGCUGGUUCAUGGGCAACGGAAGCUUCCUCCAGAUGUAUGAGGACUCCGUUCCUUUACUAUUCGACCCUACCGCCCUCCCUCCCAACGCCUCAAUAAGCUCAAAGAACGGCUCCUGGGUCGACAUUAUUAUCUCCGUCCUAGAUAUCGCGCAACCAUCGCACCCCAUUCACAAACAUUCAACCAAAUUCUACGUAGUUGGUCAGGGCUAUGGGGAGUUUAACUACUCGACAGUUGCGGAGGCCAUGGAGCACAUUCCAGAAAACUUUAAUUUCGAAACUCCGCAGAUCCGGGAUACCUUUGGGACGCCAGCAUCAUCGAUCGGGGGUAGCUGGUUGGUGAUCCGGUAUCAGGUUAUUAAUCCAGGACCGUUUUUGCUUCAUUGUCACGCGCAGGAACAUCAGUCUGGUGGCAUGGCGUUGGCAUUGUUAGAUGGGGGUGAUGCUUGGCCCGAGGUACCGCCGGAAUACCAGAUAUAG
Penicillium robsamsonii is the source of this 1743-nucleotide messenger RNA. Its product is annotated as multicopper oxidase. The record is from RefSeq and is a predicted model, not a curated record. The transcript has 3 exons. Lineage: Eukaryota; Fungi; Ascomycota; Eurotiomycetes; Eurotiales; Aspergillaceae. The annotation marks the transcript as partial. Gene Ontology annotation, molecular function: oxidoreductase activity; copper ion binding.